UAUGCAUUAUAAUGCCAGCAGUAGUCAAGAAAGUCAGUUCAGGAUGAGAUGAUGGGGUGUGACAGACAGAGCAGGGAUGGUAUGGAUCUGUUCAUAGGGGGUUCAUAAGUGUACCAGGUACACUUAUGAACCACCCUAUGCUCAAACAUGGUGCAGUUAUGGACAGCCCAUGACCAGCACAGAAGUCAUGCAACAGAACACCACUUGGAUUCAGAGUGGCAGGCAUUUCCUCCCAAUCAUCCAUCGAACCCCACCCAGAGACUCCAAGAAGGCCGUGUAUUCCGAUCUGCCAUUUAGUGCACAAAUGACAGUCAGAGCCCUGGUGACGGUCCAGACUCCAGCUCCUGUGGACGUGCCAGACUGCAGCUCCCGUGGACGUUCCGGGGAAAACUCCAACACCGAGGUGCUCAGCCGGGGGCUUGAGUAUUACCCGGACACACAAACCCCUCCACCUUGUGGUGGAGCGUGGCUAUUCUUGGAGGAGGCUUCUGGGAGGAAAAUAAGGACCACCAACAGACCUCCAACAUUGUCAGACAUCGCAAGGAUGCUGCACUUCGAGGCAGAAGACAGAAGAGAUGAAGAAAGCAAACCGGAGUGUGACAGAGCCCGGUCUGAAACACUUCGGGAUAGCUUCCCAGAGAUGGAGAGAACUAAAGAAGUUAAAGUGACUGAAAGUGGACCCUCUUCUUUGAGACAGAUAAUGUGGCAUCGUGUCCUCCUCCAUGUCAGAGACCAGCUCAGCUGGUCUUUUGGAAGCUGUGACCACGGGCCACUUGAUGAGAGCAGCAGAGAUAAGCCAUGGAUGGUGUGAGGCUCUCCAUCACAUCAGGCUCAUGCAUCCAUCGUCCCUGGUAAAGGCUGGCUGAAGGAUGUGAAGAAGUUUACCAACUUUCACACUACACCACACCUGGAAUCCUUCCAGAACCACAUCCUCAUGUAUGCUGCAAAACGCUUUUCAUUCAGCUCACCAGUGUAUGAGGCGCACACCCACAGGCCUGCAGCCCUGACUCUGAUGGUGACAAUAGAGAAAUCCUUGGAAGACGGUUGAAAUCUGGGAAGAGACUUCCCAAAACAAGAACACUAAGACCUGAUGACCAAAGAAGACUUGGACAUCUUCCUGGGAUUCCUCCACCACCUACAACAGAACUAGCACAAGCACGCAUCCAACGCAGAGAAGUUUGUACACAUGCAGGCAUAUUUUUCUAGCAUCACUUACAUGACAAAUAUAAAUAUUAUAUAUCUGAUAUCUGCAGCAUAGUCUAAAUAUUGAUAAACCAGCAUGGCUGAUCAUAAAAGAUUUUACUUUUAGAGUAAAAUGUGACACAUGUAGUCACUCUAAGCUUCCUUUUGUUCCUCUGCUAACCAUCACUAUAUCUUCUCUUUCACUCUUACAGAACCUGCCUGUAUGAAAAGUGUAAAGUUGUAUCAUCAUACACCGUGGAACAGAUAUGUUAAUGAAAUGAAAAAUAAAAUACAAGACUGUUGAA
Notolabrus celidotus (New Zealand spotty) is the source of this 1487-nucleotide messenger RNA. RefSeq lists its product as uncharacterized. NCBI's taxonomy places the organism in Eukaryota, Metazoa, Chordata, Actinopteri, Labriformes, Labridae. The transcript is spliced from 8 exons. Bases 170 to 811 code for a protein of 213 amino acids. The record is from RefSeq and is a predicted model, not a curated record.